AUGAUACUUGUAUCGAGAUACUAUCUAGUACUUGGAUUGCAAAUUCUUGUCACAUUUUCCAAUUGUAGUUUCAGCAGGAGCAAAAAUCCUUUAUGGACUUGGGAAUGUAUUAAUGAAAAAUGUGUACCAUCUCGUCCCGAUCCCACGAAUAAAUUACAAUCUCUGGAAACAUGUAACAUGUUGUGUGCAGGAGGUCAAAUUUGGCCUCAACCAAGGGGAGCGAUCAGCCUUUCCACAACCGCUGUGCCAGUACACGCUGACUCUUUCAGAUUGAAAAUAUUAUUAACUCCAUCCCGUACGGUUCAAGAAUAUCUACAAGAGUCCUUUGAAUUAUUUCGGGAAGAUGUUAAAAGACUCGAACAGUCAGCAUUUGGUUUCGAAGAGCGGCGAAGUGUACUCGUCCGGAUUGCCAUAAAUGGUAGUGAAGAUCCACGAAUGCGUAUAGAUACUGAAGAAAACUACAAACUUGUAAUUCGCCCUAAUUCCGAUGACGGUUUGAUGCUCGUAGAUAUAUCUGCAUCUACGUUCUGUGGUGCACGUCAUGGCUUAGAAACUUUAAUACAAUUAAUAUGGUUUGAUCCUUACGUCGCAUCACUGUUUAUGCUAGAAGCUGCAUCAGUUGACGACUCGCCUCGAUUCAAAUACCGGGGGCUGUUAUUAGACACAGCGCGUAAUUAUUUUCCGGUUCGUGAUCUCAUGCGAACUAUUGAUGGUAUGGCCAUUUCUAAGCUUAACACCUUUCACUGGCAUGUAACCGAUACCCAAGCAUUCCCUUUACAAUUAGACAGUGUAAAACAUUUAUCAAAACGAGGAGCCUACAGUCUGAGAGAUGUUUACACAAAAGAUGACGUCAGAGCAUUAGUGCAUCGUGCGAGAUUACGUGGGAUACGAGUUCUGAUAGAAAUAGAUGUACCAUCUCAUGUUGGUCAAACCUGGAGUUUCAGUUCAGAUUCGGAAACUGAUGAUCUUUCUUUAUGUACCAACGCUCAACCUUGGAGUCCAUUAUGUCAUGAGCCUCCUUGUGGGCAAUUAAAUCCACGAAACACUGAUUUGUUUUUACUUUUAGAGCAAGUUUUUACAGAAAUCAUCCAGCUCACUGGAGUCGAUGAUUUGUUUCACAUGGGAGGCGACGAUGUGUCACUAGAAUGUUGGGAACAUUAUUUCAAUGAUACUAACAGUGAAAACUAUUUGAUAGAAUUUACCCGGUCUUCGUUAGAUCGGCUACGCUAUGUCAAUGGCCGAUUACCCAAUCUAACAUUAUUUUGGUUUUCUUCCAUAAGCGACCGUAUCAAGACUGAUUUGAAAGAGUCCGCGGACUUUAUAGGUUUGCAGUUACGAGAAUUCACAUGGAAACAUAAGUCUAUUAAUGGAAUACGAACAGUCAUUUCACACGAAGACGCAUGGGACCUGAAUAAUGGAAUGGGAGCUUGGUAUGACACUAAUGGUGGUAUCCCUUACAAUUCAUGGCAACAUGUGUAUGAACACCGGCCAUGGGCGAAAGAUGUCGCUAAUAUAGAAGGAGGGGAGGCAACAGUUUGGUCCUCGACUUUAAGUGAUGAUGGUCUCGAUGCCACGGUGUGGCCUAGGGCGGCUGCUUUAGCAGAAAGACUAUGGACAGACUGUGCCGAAGGCGCGACCCGUCCGGUACAUGCGAGGUUAGAUUUGCAUCGCUCUCGGUUGGUUGCGCGGGGUCUAAAAGCAGCACCUAUAUGGUCUAUGUGGUGCACUCAAAACCCUUACACGUGUUAA
Molecule: messenger RNA, 1749 nt
Organism: Bombyx mandarina (wild silkworm)
Lineage: Eukaryota; Metazoa; Arthropoda; Insecta; Lepidoptera; Bombycidae
Product: putative beta-hexosaminidase fdl
Biological process (GO): carbohydrate metabolic process; protein deglycosylation; glycosaminoglycan metabolic process
Cellular component (GO): plasma membrane
Molecular function (GO): beta-N-acetylglucosaminidase activity
Source: RefSeq, a predicted model, not a curated record